Salarias fasciatus (jewelled blenny) is the source of this 539-nucleotide messenger RNA. Its product is annotated as gamma-crystallin M2-like. Lineage: Eukaryota; Metazoa; Chordata; Actinopteri; Blenniiformes; Blenniidae. Bases 12 to 539 code for a protein of 175 amino acids. Gene Ontology annotation, biological process: visual perception; lens development in camera-type eye. The transcript is spliced from 3 exons. The record is from RefSeq and is a predicted model, not a curated record. Gene Ontology annotation, molecular function: structural constituent of eye lens.
ACUGCAUCCAAAUGGGGAAGAUCACAUUUUUCGAGGAGAAGAAUCUCCAGGGCCGUUGCUACAACUGCAACAGCGACUGUGCCGACCUGCACACGUACUUCAGCCGCUGCAACUCCAUCCAGGUGGAGAGCGGCAUGUGGGUGAUCUACGAGCGGCCCAACUACAAGGGCUUCCAGUACAUCCUGAGCCCCGGGGAGUACGCCGACAACCAGCAGUGGAUGGCCUUCAGCGACAGCGUCAAGUCCUGCCGCGCCAUCAAGAACGUCUACAGCAGCGCCUGGAAGCUGCGGCUGUACGAGAGGCCCGACUUCGGCGGGCAGAUGGUGGAGUCCUCCAACGACUGCCCCUCGGUGUACGACGCCUACAAGUUCCGCGAGGCGUACUCCUGCGUGGUGACCGACGGCGCCUGGGUCUUCUACGACCUUCCCAACUACCGGGGCCACCAGUACCUGCUGGAGCGCGGCGAGUACCGCCAGCACAGCGACUGGGGGGCGUCCACACCCGGCAUCGCCUCCUUCCGCAGGAUCACUGAGUUCUAA